GCGCAAGUUUGUCAACGAAGUGCGUCGAUGUGAGGAGAUGGACCGCAAGCUUCGGUUUGUGGAGAAGGAGAUCAAGAAAGCCAACAUUCCAAUGGUGGACACGGGAGAGAACCCAGAGGUCCCCCCCCCUAGGGACAUGAUUGACCUGGAGGCCACUUUUGAGAAGCUGGAGAAUGAGCUGAAGGAGAUCAACACCAACCAGGAGGCCCUGAAGAAGAACUUCCUAGAGUUGACGGAGCUCAAGCAUAUCCUGCGCCGCACUCAGCAAUUCUUCGACGAGAUGGAGGACCCCAACCUGCUGGAGGARUCGUCUACCCUGAUGGAUCCCGCUGAAGCAGGGACCCGUCCUCCUCUCAGACUGGGGUUUGUUGCUGGGGUGAUCAGCAGGGAGCGCAUCCCUACGUUUGAGAGGAUGCUGUGGAGGGUUUGCCGUGGUAACGUGUUCCUGAGGCAGGCAGACAUUGAAGACUCRCUGGAGGACCCUGCCACGGGUGACCAGGUCUAYAAGUCUGUCUUCAUCAUAUUCUUCCAAGGAGAUCAGCUGAAGACUCGGGUUAAGAAGAUAUGUGAAGGGUUCCGAGCRUCACUGUACCCCUGUCCAGAGACCCCCCAGGAGAGGAAGGAGAUGGCUGCAGGGGUGGCCACCCGUAUCGAUGACCUGCAGAUGGUGCUGAACCAGACGGAGGACCACAGACAGCGGGUCCUGCAGGCUGCAGCCAAGACCGUCAGGGUGUGGUUCAUCAAGGUGAGGAAGAUGAAGGCCGUCUACCACACCCUGAACCUGUGCAACAUCGAUGUCACACAGAAGUGUCUGAUCGCCGAGGUGUGGUGCCCCGUGUCAGACAUGGACUCAAUCCAGUUCGCCCUGCGGAGAGGCACGGAGAAGAGUGGUUCCACCGUCCCCUCCAUCCUCAACAGGAUGCAGACCAAGCAGACCCCGCCCACCUUCAACAAGACCAACAAGUUCACCUCGGGCUUCCAGAACAUCGUAGACGCCUACGGUAUCGGCAACUACCGCGAGAUGAACCCAGCCCCAUACACCAUCAUCACCUUCCCCUUCCUAUUCGCUGUCAUGUUUGGGGACCUGGGCCACGGGGUGCUCAUGACCUGCGCUGCCCUCUACCUGGUCCUGAGAGAGAGCCGCCUGGUCGCCCAGAAGAACGACAACGAGAUGUUCAGCAUGGUGUUUGCUGGGCGCUACAUCAUCCUACUGAUGGGCAUCUUCUCGAUCUACACCGGCAUCAUCUACAACGACUGCUUCUCCAAGUCACUCAACCUGUUUGGCUCUGGYUGGAGCGUCAGGCCCAUGUUCGACCUCCGCGUUAACAACCUCACCUGGUCGUUUCAGACACUUGAUGAAAACAAGGUUUUACAGUUGGACCCUGCAGUACGAGGAGUCUUCAAUGGACCUUACCCCAUUGGCAUUGACCCAAUCUGGAACAUCGCCACCAACAAGCUGACCUUCCUCAACUCCUUCAAGAUGAAGAUGUCAGUGAUCCUGGGGGUCAUCCACAUGCUGUUUGGAGUGUCUCUCAGUCUCUUCAACCACCUGUAUUUCAAGAAACCCCUGAAUAUCUACCUGGGCUUCAUAGCUGUCAGAGGUUCUGUGGACCAUGGUGAUGCACCUUGGCCUGUCCUCCAGGAGCUUUGGGGGUUUCGUUGYCCUGUCCAUCAUCUUCGGGGCCUUYGCCGUCCUCACUGUCUGCAUCCUGCUCAUCAUGGAGGGCCUGUCUGCCUUCCUGCACGCACUGCGUCUGCAUUGGGUGGAAUUCCAGAAUAAGUUCUACGUAGGCCAAGGCUUCAAGUUCCUCCCGUUCACCUUUGAAAGCAUUCUGGAGGGAAGGUUUGAGGACUGAACACUGUCCUGACCACUGCUUCUAUAACCUCUCUGUUUCUCUUGACAGCCAAUGUGAUGUUGGUGUAAGGUAGACGCCACCCACCCUGGGUGUUGCCACAGGAUCCCAUGUGAUUAACUCUGAGCUUGCUGGUCAGGAUCUUGGGUAAAAUAGCUCUUUUUGAAAAUCUGAAGUUGAUCACAUCUGUAUUUCAUAUCCUGGUGCCGUGAUUGUUUUGUUUGUUCGAUAAAUUAUUUAAUGUGUUUUUUGUUGUGAAACCUGUCCGAUGAUGUGUUUGAACCUCCCUGUGAGAAUUGCACUUCUGAUCAUUGUAAACGAGGACUAGCUUUCCGGUAGUCUAAAUUUAGUUAAUCUACAGAUUGUCAUUGAUACAGUAGAUGUCCAUGGAAAAUGAGAGAAAAUGGCACCAGGCUCAAAUCCAGUAAAGGCGAUUACUGGAGGUCUUUAAGUGUUUUAUUUUUUUAGUUGUCCCUUGUUCUUAUGUUCUUUAUUUUUUUACUUUUUUAGUUGUCCCUUGUUCUCCCUCUCUCGUCACUGCUCAUAUUAAUACACAAAAUGUUCACCCACACAUUCUCUGCAACACAUAAAAUCAGACAGACCUCUACUGUAAAAAAGUCUAAAGGGAUUGAGUUCUACCAUACAAUGACUCAUGCUAGCAGUUUCUUUAUGCGACGCAGUGAAUUGAAUCUCUUAUGUAUCUAUACGAUCUUGACACGUCCUAUCAUUUUCUGCCGUUUUGACCUGAUGUGUUCUAUACUGACUGCACUGUUUUGGUCUACAUAUCUGUGAUAUGCAGUGAACUUUGGGUAACCUGUCUGUCACGUGUCAUAUUAGUGUGGAGUAUUUCAAUAGUGUAGAAAGUAGCUGGAUUUUCUGUGAUAAUCCGUGACUAUGAGAUUAUUGGUCAUUGUGUGUGUUGUUUUUGUUCCACACCUGUCUAAUUAAGUGUGUACACCGUGAGUUAUAGGCCCGUGUGAGGGGAGAGGGAAGGACAAACCACACAACGGGAAUAUGUAAAGGGGAUCAGUGUAUCGUCAUAAUUGUGAGACAUCAGCUAAAUCUGUAUAUGAGGGUGGUUGCAUUGAGAAUCUGUCUGUAUGUGUUUGUCAUUAAACAGGAAAGAGCUGGUUAAACAAA
Salvelinus sp. IW2-2015 is the source of this 2993-nucleotide messenger RNA. The record is from RefSeq and is a predicted model, not a curated record. NCBI's taxonomy places the organism in Eukaryota, Metazoa, Chordata, Actinopteri, Salmoniformes, Salmonidae.